Molecule: messenger RNA, 768 nt
Organism: Castor canadensis (American beaver)
Lineage: Eukaryota; Metazoa; Chordata; Mammalia; Rodentia; Castoridae
Source: RefSeq, a predicted model, not a curated record
AGAUUGACUGUGGCCACCCUCCUGAAGUGCAGAAUGCCAUUUUUGUGGGGAAUCACAGCUCCAGCCUGGGUAGUGUGGCUCAUUAUGUCUGUCGAGAGGGCUUUGAAAGUCCUGGAGGAAAGAUCACUUCUGUUUGCACAGAGAAAGGGACCUGGAGAAGAAGUACGUUAGCAUGCACAGAAACAGUGACGGAAAUUAAUGAUGUAUCAGUGUUCAAUAACACCUGUAUGAGGUGGCAAAUUAGCUCAGGAAGAAUAGACUCUAAGAUUGAAUAUGUGAUAUACAUAAAAGGAAAACGGUUGGCCCCUGUGGAGUCAGUUCAUGAAGAGACUAUCAACUUGACCACAGACAGCAGGACCCCACAAGUGUGCCUCGACUUGCAUCCAGGCACCAACUACACCGUGAGCAUUUCCACAGCCCCUCCCAGGCGCUCUGUGCCCGCCAUGCUUGGUUUCCAGACAUCUGAAGAUGAGCUCUUAGAAGAUGAUGGAAUUUUCAAUGUUUCAAUAUUGAAUGAAACUUGUUUGAAAUUGGAAAGUCAUUCUAGGAAGGCUGGAUCAGAACAAACGUACCAAUUUCAAGUUCUGGGUCAAAGAUGGUAUCUCGAUAACUUUCAUCAUGCAAUUGCAUUUAACUUGACAACGACAGAACGAGCUGUGGAAGUGUGUUUGGAUCUGUACCCAGCCACCCAUUAUUCAGUGAAUGUCACCCUACGGGGACCUCCUGAGCAGCACUCAGUGCAAAUAACCAUGACAACUGCGCCAACAG